AUGACUGAAGGAAACAAUAACAAGAAUUCUUUGGAAAGUGAAGAUUCAAGUGAUUUUGGAUUGGACAUAGAGUCACUCACUCAACAACGACAAAUUAAUUUAGUUAAAACUCCAGAAUUACUUUCAGAAGAUGAUACUCAAACCCUUAAUAUACCACACAAAAAAUUUCUUUCUCAUUCUAGUGUAACACCACGAAUAUCAAAUGAAUAUGAAUCAAAAGAUCCAUUUGAAACUCAAAUUAAACCAACUAAAUCAACAAUUUCUUUAGUUCAUAAUUUAGAUAUGUCUGAUGAGGAAAUUGAAAAAAUAAGAAGUCAUACACCUCGAAUGGUUCUUGCACCAACUGAUACUGUUAAAUUAGAUGAUGUUAUUUCAGAUGAAAAAUUACUUCCUGAUACUGAAGAAUGUAAUAAUGUAUCACUAACAUAUACUUCAAUGAAAAAUAGAAUUGUUGAGAGAAGAAUGGGAAUAGUUUUUUCAAAUACAUCUCGUGGAUUUUCUUACAUUACAUUUAUUUUUCUUUUCUUAUGUUUUAUUGCUUAUACUUUAAUAGCAACAUUAGUAUUAGAUCGUACAGAAAAUUGUGCUUUAGAAUAUAUUGUUUUCUUCUUCAUUUUUGUAAUUUGUGCUUUUUCAAACCAAUAUGUUUCUCCUUUAUUCCAUGCAUUAAUAGUAGAAUUUAAUCUCGUAUGUUAUCCUUUCUUUCUUAUUCCAGAUGAAGUUCACUGGUACUCUAUUUAUAUUUGUUCAGCUUUAUGUCUUUUUCUAUUGACUGUAUUAGUCUUUGCAUCAUAUAAAAGAGUAAAAAGAAUAAUUACUAGACUAUUAGGAUUUAGGGAGAUAUCUUCAAUUUCUCGGUCGCUCACAUGCAGUGGUCAGGUUCAAUAUGUUAUUCAAGACGGAUCAUCUCAAAUGACACUAGAAGGAAAAUUUGACAAUGGUAAAGCAGAAGGAUUUUGUACAUGGUUAGACACUGCUGAGCAAGGAGAAUUAUUAAUUGGGACAUGGAUAGAUGGUGUUCCUGUUGGACCAUUUGAGUCAACAGAGAAUAACUCAAGAACUAUGAUGAAAAAUGUAAGAAUUUUAUUUGCAACUGAUGCAGAUGGAACUAUGUGGGGGAAAAGAAAACAUCCAUUCGUUGGUGUUGCAGGUGUUGAAUGUAUUAUUUCAGGAAAUUAUUAUAGUGUAUAUCCUAAAGUUAAUAUGGUUUUACCACCAAAGGAGUGUCGAUGUGGACAGAUAUGUCAUUGUUUUAAAGAGUUUAUUGAAAAUGGAUUAUAUGUUACUGAUAAACCAGAAGAUAAAACUAAUAUUGUUGUUACGGUAGAUCAUAACAAUAAAGGGUUUUUUAUAGGAGGAUAUCGUCCUAUUGGAGAAGGGAAAAGUGUUGAAAUAAAGAUAACAAGAAAGGAAGAUAAAAGUUAUUUGACUUUGGAUGAUAGUUGGAUGCCAUUGAAUGUCAAAAACGAAAGUGAGGGUUUAAUUUAUAUUCAUUCUGGAGGAAUGUCAUUAACAGAUUCAUUAAAGAAAAUGGGACAGUUACUAGCGUUGGGUAAUUUCCCUGGACAUGUUGUACCAAUUUGUUUUAAUUGGCCAGUUGGUAAACAUUCAUUACAUGGGAAUAAAAAAGCUAAAAUGAUGGCAAAUAAUAUAUUCUUACAGAAUGAUUUUGUUUGGUUAUUACAGUCAUUAUAUCAAGCUAAAUUUAAACGAGUUCAUAUUCUGUGUCAUGGUGUUGGAGGUUAUUUCUUCUUACAAGCAUUUGAGACUAUUCAAUGUCUAUUUUCUAUUUAUAAUUCUCCAAAUGAUAUUACUAUGAAUUUAGUUAACUUAGUAUUAAUGAAUUGUGAUUGUUCAUUAGAAGAAUUUAAGAAUAAAUAUCAAGAUAUUAAAAAUAUUGUCCAAAGAACUACUAUUUAUUCAGACAGAAGAGAUAAGGUAUUAAAAAUUUCAGAAAAAUUAUAUCAUGAAAUUGCUGUUGGGCAUUGGACUGACCCAUUGUAUGAUGACAAUGGAGAUGUAUUAGAACGAGUGGAAGUUAUUGACACGGGUGAUUUGGAAAGAAAUGAUGAUGGUUCAAAUCAUGGAUUCUUCAAUGUAAAUAAAUUAAUGGUUGAUGAUUUGUUUGAGUUAAUUGGACAAAAUAAAGGAGCUUCAUACAGAUCGUCCCAUUUAUUAAGAGAAAAAGAUAAUAAAUACCGUUUUUCUUUAUUGCCAAAGUCUGUUACUAUGGUAUGA
Molecule: messenger RNA, 2238 nt
Organism: Entamoeba histolytica HM-1:IMSS
Lineage: Eukaryota; Evosea; Mastigamoebida; Endamoebidae
Exons: 1
Coding region: 1-2238 (745 amino acids)
Source: RefSeq, a predicted model, not a curated record